Messenger RNA from Monoraphidium neglectum, 1335 nucleotides. RefSeq lists its product as hypothetical. The transcript has 2 exons. NCBI's taxonomy places the organism in Eukaryota, Viridiplantae, Chlorophyta, Chlorophyceae, Sphaeropleales, Selenastraceae. The record is from RefSeq and is a predicted model, not a curated record. Gene Ontology annotation, cellular component: cytoplasm. Bases 1 to 1335 code for a protein of 444 amino acids. Gene Ontology annotation, biological process: proteasome-mediated ubiquitin-dependent protein catabolic process; regulation of proteolysis. Gene Ontology annotation, molecular function: ubiquitin protein ligase binding.
AUGGAGGUCUUUCACGCCACAUUGUCACUGGAUGCUCUUGAAAAGCAAGUGAAAGAGCUGAACACAGGCUGCGCAGCGCUGCAGCUGGACGUCGCCACCCCCCUGAGCGCGGCACUGUGCAUCAAUGUGGCUGUCGAGGGCGUGGCGCCAGGGGCAGAGGAUGGGAAGGCGGGCCCGCAGAUACGCACCACCAUCAAGUGGGUGGGAGAAGUGGCAAAUGAGGUGGCGCUGUCCCUGCACAUCCGCGGCGUGCGCGAGUCAGACGGCACGGAGGACAUGAUAAUAUUGGGUGCCUCCUCCCAGGGAGUCGCCCCAAAGCAGCUGCCCGCACUCGAGCUCGUCCUGGCCGCCAGCGAUGUGGCGGCCGCCGUGGCAGAGGGCUUCCGGCUGCAGGCCGCACUGGCAAUCAUGCCAGGGGCGGCGCUCGGUCCGGACGACGCCUUGGCAGUCGAGCCGGCGUCGGGAGCGGCCGCAAUGGGCUGCAUGCUCAAUGGGCCGUUCUGCGAUGCGGCCAUCCGCGCCGGCGGCGCGGAGUUCCCCGCGCACCGGGUCGUGCUGGCCGCGGCCAGCCCUGUGUUCCUUUCGAUGCUGAGCUCGAGCCCCAUGAAGGAGGCACGAGACGCAGCAGUUGAGCUGCGAGGCGCGGACCCUGCUGCCGUGGCGCGCCUUGUGGCACACAUGUAUGGGCAGCGCGGCGAGGUCCCCGUGUCGGGCCUGGUCGCGCUGCACGCGCUUGCAGACCAGUACCAACUGCGCUCAGGCCUGGCCUGGCGGCUGCUCGUCGAGCUCAGCACGGCGCGGCUCGCGCCGGCAGCGCUGUGCGCGCUGCUGCCCGCCGCGCACUCGUCAUGCUGGCGCGCGUGCGAGACGAGCCUGUAUGGGCAAGCGGCUGAGGCGCUGGCGGAACUCGUCAGCGACCCUGCGUUCGCGCUCUGGCCCUUCGACUGCCUGGCCGCAGUGGUGGCGCGCGCCCCGGCGCUGACCGCGCUGCGUGCGGCAACCGCAUGGGUUGCAGCCCAGGCGCCGGCGCAAGGGCAGCAAUCCGAUUGGUGGCCGAGAUUGUUGGCCUGCGCGCAGUUGGGGGACGCCGCCCUGGAGGAUCUGCGGGAGCUUUGGGGAAGCUACGGAAGCACCGGAUUGCCCGGCCUAAGCGAUGCCCUGGUUGCACCGCUACUGGCGUUGGGGGAAAAGGCUGAAAAGGCUGUGGUGCAAAGCUGUUUCACUAUUGUGGACCAGAAGAGGGUGAUUGAGCAGCAAGAGCAGCAGAUAGCAGAGAUGGACAGGCGCAUCGUGGAGUUGCGCUCACAUGCACGGCGCUCGGGGUGGCCGGUGUAA